UUACUGCCGGAUAAUUUCCGGAGAAUAAUUAAAAACAUGUUGAAAUCGAUCGCGUUCUCGCUCGCGAUACUCGUAUGCCUCGCGUUCGCUGAAAAAAACUACAAAAAUUACGCCAAACAUGGCGUAUGCGGCAAAUCCUUCGUCAUGUCGCUCAGAAUCAUAGGAGGCGAGAGGGCCAAAAGGGCCGAAUUUCCCUGGAUGGUAUCCAUAAUGAGAAGGGGCAAUCACUUUUGCGGCGGCAGCAUCAUCUCCGAGAGGUUCGUACUCACCGCCGCCCAUUGCUUCUGCAGCGGCUUGGACGACGACGAUUUCUACUCGCCCAGAAGCGUAAAAUUGCGCAUAGGCCACCACAAAUUGGCCGAGGAAAUGCGCGAAGGCUUCACGGCGCACGUCAAGUCCAUCGUCAUCCACUCGGGCUACAAAUGCAACGUGGCCAAAGACGACAUAGCCCUGGUGGUGUUGGAAAAGGACCUGGCCUGGUCGGCCACGGUGGCCCCCGUGUGCGUGUCCAGGACCAAGGACGAAUUGACCGGCGGCGGCCACGUAACGGUGGCCGGAUGGGGAUGGACUUCGCAGGAUUUCGCCACAGGGGAACGUUCGAACGCGCUGCGCAAAGCCCGGUUGAGGAUGAUCGAUUUGGACGAUUGCAGGAGUUGGUACAAGGCCGAGAAGAAGAGCCUGAAGAUUUUGAACAGCCACCUGUGCGCCGGUUACAAGAGCGGAGGGAUCGAUGCUUGCUGGGCCGACAGCGGAGGACCUUUGAUGAAACCGGUGGGAUCGUCAACGGAUCAAAUGAUGAUCGUGGGCAUCGUAUCGACUGGAAGAGGUUGCGGUUUGGCCAAUUUGCCGGGCAUUUACACCAUGGUGUCCCAUUACAUCCCGUGGAUCGAUGGCGUUAUGGAAACGUUCCCGAAUAAAUAAUUACGAUAAAAUUACGAGUACGAUUUAUUGCAUCGACAUUUCCU
Molecule: messenger RNA, 965 nt
Organism: Phyllotreta striolata
Lineage: Eukaryota; Metazoa; Arthropoda; Insecta; Coleoptera; Chrysomelidae
Source: the annotation of a GenBank genome assembly